This is a messenger RNA of Acromyrmex echinatior (Panamanian leafcutter ant), 3408 nucleotides long. Its product is annotated as monocarboxylate transporter 12. Lineage: Eukaryota; Metazoa; Arthropoda; Insecta; Hymenoptera; Formicidae. The record is from RefSeq and is a predicted model, not a curated record. Gene Ontology annotation, biological process: monocarboxylic acid transport; transmembrane transport. Gene Ontology annotation, molecular function: monocarboxylic acid transmembrane transporter activity.
AUUCAGAACGAGGCGGAUAAUCAUCGAUCCAUUUUUCGCGAUUUUCAUUAUGUUUUUCUUCUUUCUCGUGUGCAGCAGAGCGAAUGGGGCGAAAACAGGACCGUUCCUCGCGCGACAAGACAGGCGCGUGCUUCUGGGGCGCGCGAUUAAACUCUUGAUCUGCACUUUCGUUCAAGCGUGGCUAACGCAAGGAGGGGCUCGACAUAUCUGAGGAAAAAUCACGCCGGAGGUCCAGAGAAACGCCUCCGCUUCGUUCCGCGCACGCGAAUCGCGAGUCGCCAGCUGGGGAACGAGAGAAAAUUCGAAGUGGCGGCUUGUUCCGAGUGUCCGCUUAUCCGGCUGUCCGUCCAUCGGUCCACCUCGUCAUGGACCUCGGUUCUCGCCGUGCGAGAAGUCGUGAAAAGAAAGUGUAAACAUAUGCGCGUGUUACACAGUCGAAGUGUAAUCAAAAUAAAUUACAUAUGCAACCGCGUCUGAAAUCACAUGUAUUCGAAGCACGCGCGUGUUCACAAGAACUGUCGCGAAGGAGAAAAGUUGUAAUCUUUGAGAGAUCAACAAAAUUUACCUGAACUCUUCGAAUGGAAAUUUAAGGUUCAUCUAUUUUAGCUCGCGCGAGAGAGAAUAUUCACACCCGCGCACGUGACUCAUCGGUGUGUCGUUGAUCUUCAGUAGUGAAGAAUCACGCAAGAGCGGAAGCGGUUUUAAGAAGAGCAUGUAUUUGUCUCGCCUGCCCGGGUAAAAAAAGUUGAUAGAGAACGAUAGAAAAUUCUAUCGUUUUGAAUAUGGAAUCUGGGUGCCUCGAGGAGAUUGAACUGCUUGAGCCCAUCACUUGAUAAAACAAAGAGGAUAUUCGGAAGGGACAAUGUCAACAACGGUGGACAAAGUGGAUCAGAUUUCCGACGCUAAUAAGCCGCAGCAAAAUGGUCGCGAGAAUAACAAGAGCGAGGAGCUGCAGCUGGAGGACGUCAAUGACAAUAACAACGACGAGACCAUCGAAGUGGAAAUGGUUGUACCACCUGACGGAGGAUGGGGCUGGGUGAUUGUUGCAGCCUCCUUUAUGUGCAACUUUUUCGUCGACGGUAUCAUUUUCAGUUUUGGCGUAUUUCUCAAUGACAUCGCAGAUGCAUUCUCUGUUUCGAAAGCGAGUGUUGCAUUUGUUAACUCGUUACAGAGCGGAUUUUAUCUUAUGGCGGGUCCCUUCGUAUCCGCCCUCGCCAAUCGAUACGGCUUUAGACUGGUGGCGAUAUUAGGAAGUGUGAUAAGCUGCGCCGCCUUCGUCCUCGCGUACUUCAGCACUUCUAUCGAAUUCCUUUACAUUUCUUAUGGUGCUAUCGGUGGCAUUGGGGCAGGUCUAAUAUACGUGCCGGCCGUGAUAACUACCGGUUUUUAUUUUGAAAAAUGGCGAGCCUUAGCCACAGGUAUCGCAGUAUGUGGUUCCGGUAUCGGUGCAUUUUUGCUCGCACCGCUUUCGAAUAUACUCUUGAAAACUUUUGGUUGGAGAGGAGCUUUUUUGUGUCAAGCAGGUAUGUUAUUACAUUGUGCUAUAUUCGGCGCGAUGUUCCGUCCUCUGAAACCAACGAGGAUUAAGGUAAAGAACACCCCGGAAAACGCUGCACUCGAGGUGAAAACUACGUUGAUAGGAAAAGGUGUGUCUACGACCUCGUUACACUGUGUGCAGCCGAACAGGAGCGGAUUCUUCGGCACGAAUAAUAAUACGGAAUACCCGACGGCAGCAGAGCUGCUCGGCAGCAGUCCUAACAUAGUAAACGCAUCCAAAUCCUUGCAUUCGUUGCACAAGGUGCAUGUGGAGACUCAAAUCUUGGAGAGAAAUGUAAGCACUUCGGAGAAACGGUUAUCCGCGCCAAUAUAUCCUGCGGAUGGUCCUGAUUUGGAUGCUAUGACUAAUGAAGAGAAGAUUGCUGAGGAAAACAAUUUGCUCAGUGGCGACUUAGAGCGAUUGAAUGGGAAAGUACCGACGAUUCGUCGACAUACGAUAAGUCGUCUCCGAACGAAUUCAGAAUGUAGCCAAAAAUCUCUUCGAAUGGGCAAACGUAACUCGAAAGAUCCACAAAGACCGUUCUACAGAGACGAUAUCUUCUACGGCGGCUCUUUGAAUAGACUUCCUCAUUAUAGGUCUCAGCAAUCGUCAGUCGGUUAUCACAUGUCAGUGACGCGAUUGCCAACAGCAAAGGAUGUGGCAGAGGAAGAAAGCGGAAGUUUCUACCUGUGUCCGGAAAGCGUGCGACGAAUUUUAACCACAAUGCUCGAUUUGAGCCUCCUAAAAAGUCCGUCCUUCUUAAUAUUAGCGAUCUCUGGUGGGCUCACCAUGAUGGGCUUUUACACACCCUUUUUAUAUGUGACAGAUCGAGCAAUAAAGGCCAAUAUUGACGCUUCUACGGCGAUGUUCCUCGUUUCGGUAAUCGGUAUCGGUAAUACCAUCGGUCGUAUCGUUUGCGGCUUAGCAAGCAGUUUGCCCGGAGUUAAUGCUCUAGUCGUGAACAAUAUAUUUAUCAGCGUCGGUGGUUUAGUAACUAUAUUUUCUGGCCUUUCUUUAACUGAGGGAUAUCAAUUCUUUUAUGCAGCCAGCUUUGGCAUCAGUAUAUCCGUCUUCGCUUCCCUCAGAUCGAUCCUUGUUGUGGAUCUGUUGGGCUUAGAGAAACUAACAAAUGCUUUUGGGCUGCUUCUUUUGUUCCAAGGUGUGGCAGCGACUGUGGGCGCGCCUCUUGCAGGUGCAUUUAUGGAUGCAACUGGAAGCUAUGACGCCUCGUUCUACCUGUCUGGCAGCUUGAUUCUUAUGUCAGCUGUUAUCUGUUAUCCGCUAAAGAGGAUCAACAUGUGGGAGAGGCGCGACGAGAAGAAACCAACCGCGAUAGAACCCUCUGCAUCCUGAUUGAAGGCGCAAAACUGUGCCUCAUUCUUCAUACUUCGCAUGCACGCGCUCGUUCGCGCUACAUAUACGUUGUACAUAUUAAUGUAUAAUAAUUUAUAAUGAGCGCUAGAAUCGAGAAUAUAAUUAUACCGCACGCCUUCAUGCCAUAAAUGGGAAAUGAUCGAUUUCGUGCGUGCGAUAGAUCACGUUUGCUCGCGUUCAAGAUAGCUUUAAAAGUAAAAUCCGAUCGUGCGCUUGAAAAAUAUUCUCAUCUAAUAAGAAGAUGCAUAACGCGAGAGGAAAAUGUUUUCCUAAUACUUGCGUGAUCUGCCUGUCAAAGACCUGACUGUUUUCUUCAACAGGUCUAUUCCACGAAGUGACUUAAUAUUUUUAUUCAUGAUCUAUCGUCUCGUAACAAUAAAUUCAUUAGUAAUUUUUAUAUUCCGUUGAAUUUCAAUUUUUUGGCAUUUCGUAAAUUUUUCCUCCUAAUAGAAGUUUGGGAAAAAAUACGAGUAUAGUUGGAUUUUAAAUAAUUCUAU